Molecule: messenger RNA, 3405 nt
Organism: Cryptotermes secundus
Lineage: Eukaryota; Metazoa; Arthropoda; Insecta; Blattodea; Kalotermitidae
Gene: Dbp80
Product: DEAD-box helicase Dbp80
Exons: 10
Coding region: 185-1636 (483 amino acids)
Biological process (GO): poly(A)+ mRNA export from nucleus
Cellular component (GO): cytoplasmic stress granule; nucleus
Molecular function (GO): RNA helicase activity; ATP binding; RNA binding
Source: RefSeq, a predicted model, not a curated record
UUUGAUUCCUAGCGUCAACGUGAUUAUUGUACUAAUAAUCGUAGUACUAAUCAUAUGGUAUCCGUGAUUUAGCUCUAAGUUGUAUAAUCUUCACCACAACUUGUUGUCACGUUCAGUUCUGUGUUUCUUUUUAAUCUUGGUGCUGUUGUUUGUCGAACAUUUGAACUGUGUAUUUUAUUUUCUAAUGGCAACAAAUAUUGACUGGGCAAACUCUGCCGAAGAGCAAGAAAAAUUAAUCACAAAGGUAGACAAUCUCGUUUUGUCCAAGAGUGACCCAAUCCCUAAUGGAAGUCCGAAUACUGAAGGUGUGUCUGGAGAUGGCCUGGAAAACAAAAGUACAGAUGAAGCUCCAAUUUCUCCGGCUGAAAGGUCGCUGCUACAGAAGAUCAUCCGCAGAGGUUUAGUAGAAAACAAGAAUGAUAUUGAGGUCCAACGAAAGGAUCCUUCAUCGCCCUUGUUUUCUGUGAAGUCAUUUGAAGCACUGAAUCUACACCCGCAGCUUUUGAAAGGUGUGUAUGCAAUGGGAUUCAAUGCACCUUCGAAGAUACAAGAGACAGCACUGCCAACACUCUUGGCUGAUCGGCCACAGAACAUGAUAGCCCAGUCUCAGUCAGGCACAGGGAAAACGGCAGCAUUUGUACUGGCCAUGCUGAGCAGAGUUGACCCUAAGAAGGAGUACCCACAGGUGCUCUGUCUGUCUCCAACAUAUGAACUGGCGAUCCAAACUGGUGAGGUGGCUGCAAAGAUGGCACAAUUCUGUACAGAAAUUAAAAUACGUUUUGCAGUGCGAGGAGAAGAGAUUCCUCGAGGGACAAAGUUGAAGGAGCAUAUCAUCAUAGGGACACCAGGCAAAGUGGUGGACUGGGGUGUGAAGUAUCGGUUCUUUGAUCUUGGGAAAAUCAGUGUGUUCGUCCUUGAUGAAGCAGAUGUCAUGAUUGCUACUCAGGGACACCAGGACCAGAGCUUUCGUAUCCACAAGUUGCUGUCACCGAACUGCCAAAUGAUGUUCUUCUCAGCAACGUACGAGCAGGAUGUUAUGGAAUUUGCAGAGGGUAUCGUGUCGAACCCCGUGGUCAUCCGGCUCAAGCGAGAAGAGGAGAGUCUUCACAACAUAAAGCAGUAUUAUGUGAUGUGUCGCAAUCUUGAAGACAAGUAUACUGCUAUUGCUAACAUCUAUGGUGUUGUUACCAUCGGCCAGGCCAUGAUCUUCUGUCAUACACGCAAGACAGCAUCAUGGCUAACAGAGAAGAUGUCACAUGAUGGACAUGCAGUGGCACUGCUGUCUGGUGACCUUACUGUAGAACAAAGAAUAGCUGUGCUGGAUCGCUUCCGAGAUGGCAAAGAAAAAGUACUAAUUACAACGAACGUUCUAGCCAGAGGAAUUGAUGUGGAGCAGGUAACGAUUGUGGUGAACUUCGACCUUCCUGUUGAUCUCCGACGUAAUGCCGACUGUGACACAUAUCUUCACAGGAUUGGAAGAACUGGGAGAUUUGGAAAGGCUGGCAUUGCCAUCAACCUUGUUGAUGGCCCAGAAACAAUGGCGUUGCUUAAACAGAUUGAGGACCACUUUGGCAAGAAGAUCAACCAGUUAGAUGCUGAAGAUGUGGAUGAAAUUGAGAAACUUGGACAAGAAUGAAAUUUGUUCUUUUGGCUGGACAAGAUUAUUACCAAAGUGAAAACAAAUUUUAAUAAUUUUCCAGUUAAUUUAAAGAUUGACAGUAUAUGAACGAAAUGCAGCAAGUAACGGACAAAAUGUGAAAACGCAGAGAAGGAAAUUUUCCUCCCUUUUGUCUGGUGACAAAAACAAACCUAGUUUCAAAAAUGUUUUGUUUGAUAAAAAUAAAGAAUGAUGGACAGUGUCCAAAAUAAUAGGCAUGUGUGCUUAUAUUUCAGAUCGAUAUAGAAACAGAAAAUUAUUUAUUAUAGCUGCAGUGAUAUUAAGUGGCAGUGAAAGUGGGGGAUCCUGUAAGAAUAAUAUGUUCCACGUUAGUGUACUUAGGAAUAAGUGUCUGCUCAGGCAGUUAGGUAUUAGCUUUUACUGGAAGUCCAAGGUUCAGAUCUUAGAGCAUUUAGUGUGCAGUCUUUUAUGCCGAAGUACACUGAACGUUUCUUUUUUAACAAGUUGUUUAGUUUUAACCUUUUUGUCAUUUGCUGCACCCCUAUACCAUGAUUCCCAACUGCCCAAUAAGUCUGGUACAUUUUCAUCGGUUGGAGCAAGUGAGUGGAUAUGGAAUGCAGAAGUUUGAUUUCAGUCUAGAAGUACAGUAUAUCAUGGUUUUAUUUCAUCCAUUUGGUGUAGACUGUACGUAUUGUAUUUUGCAGCUGGACAUGACCCCCUAUUGCAUAAAAGCUAAUGGGAGACCCCUUGGAAGCAUAAAAUGGUGGUGUCAGAUAGCUUUGUGGAUACAGAUUGAAAGUUGAAAACCUUGCACAUUUUUUAGUUGAAUUAAGCAUAUUCAUGUGAUUUCAGUGAUAUGAAAAUUGACUUGGCAAUGCAAGUAUACUGUAAUGGCUGAAACUCUAGUGUAUGAAACGAUGUGGGUUUUGUUUCCAAUGACUUAAUUUAAAUGUGUGCUACUGAAUUAUGUGACGUAUCAUUUCCAGUGUUAAUGUUAUCAGUUCCUGUUGGACCUACUUGUGCAGAGUGUGUAAGGUGUAAGGUGAUGAAGGUGGCUGGCAGAAGAAAUGUUGAACAGGAAAUAUUUUGUGGCUCAUUAUGCAUCUCUUUGAGGGUAGAUUGUAAGCUGUCUUUACAGUGUUAAUUUUAUCAACUUAGAUUUGUUGUUCAAAUCUAUUGCAGUGCGACAGCUGUGGGGUGUAAUGCCAUGUAGUUCAGAGACAGCCAAAUUUUUGAGAGGAACAUGUCAAAUCCCUCUUUGUAGUAGAAGAAUAAGCCAAGCAAGAAACCAGCAGAAGCAGGGUUAUUGUGUGCAUGUGCUGUUCAGGCUCUGUAUAUGCUACAUGGUGUUGUAACAGAGAUGACCAUACUUUUACAUUUUAAUAAUAACUUUAUUGAGAACCAUUUUUAAAAUGUUUUUAAAAAAUGUAAAAAUAUGUUUACGUUAAAUAGAUGGCAGAUGCACAGAGAGUGCGACUAAAUGUGGGCAAAAUUUCAUAGCUGUAAAAGUUGUGUUCCAUGGAAAAUAUAAUCAAAAUAUGAUAAAUUGUGUUUUGUUGGUCUGAGCCGAGAUGUUAUAACCGAGACAUAUUUAGAAGUUCAAUCGGAAGGGAGGCGCCGUUCAGAGAGAGGACUUUAGCCCGAAAGCAGAGGAAUAGCAACUGUUAGAAGCUGCUACUAGGAGACAGCUACUGAAGACUGUAACAGACUGCGAACACUAGUCUGUGUGCUCUAGUGAACUGUAAAGUGGUCAGUACAUCCCAUUCAGAACCCUAUUAAGAGACACU